UGUGGGGCUUAAAAAUAUGCAUUUUCCUUGUUUUUUAUGUGAUCUUUCAGUCCUUUCUCACAAGUUGACAUUAUUUCAUGAGAUUUUAAUACAACGGUUGUGUCAGAUGGCAUCAAUCUGCUUGUUUUUCCACCACAAAUUUAUAUCUGUUUACAUCAACCAGCUUUAGGGUGUGGAGUGACCCAUUUACUCCACCCCUCUAUUCCAUAGGGUCUGGACUAUAUAUCUGCUCAUAUUUUAACUAUAUUUGCUUCAGCAGCCUACUUCAGAGGCUACAGUAAAUGCAGGAUGAUUUAAGGUGGAUAGAGAUAAAGAGGGUGGAGGGAUAUUUCUUUAAUCUCAUACUGUGGCCAUAACUGUACCCUACAAACCUGAACGAUUCACUAAAUCAGAUAUUUUCAAACCAAUAAAGCCACAAAUAAAACACUAGGGUUGUGUUUUAUCAGUUUUUGUGUUGGUUGCAACUUAUGAUGAUCAACUACAGAUUUUUAUUCAGAAACUAAUUUCCUUUUUAUAUGUGCUCAUCAAACCCUUUUGGUUCAAAUUUGAGAAAAAGGGCAAGGACCCGGAUUAGCAGGAACACUUUAACUCCUGUUAUAAUAAAGUGCCACACCACUGUUUUAGGUUCUCUUUAUUCUUUAAUUUAGAAAAGCACCUAAUGUUACAGAUUAUCUGUUGUGAAAGUGUUUCAUUAAAUCUCCAGAGUUUGGAGUGUAUUGACAAUAGUGAUGGAGAUUGAGAGGGCAGCUAGCAUCUCCACGUGACCCACAAUUUCUAACUCAGUCACAUGGAUGAAUAGAGGGACACACGCGCAGAGAGCACUCUCCUCAUUAACUUACGAGCAGCAGCAUGUCGACAACCACACACACACACACUGAUUAUCUCAUCCUGUUAUCUCUCUGCUGUGCUCCACUCAGCUGUAUUAUCUCUCUUUACUCAUAAAGUGAAACUUGUGGAGGCUCUCAACUCUCUGUCCAGUAUGGAGGCUGUGGCCCUUUUCUCUUUCGCAGCAUCAGAAGCAGACGAGAUCAGUUUUCAGAAAGGAGACACAAUCAAGGUGACAGAAAUGGAGGAGGAUUCUUGCUGGUUCACAGCAGAGAUCCAGGGGAAGCGUGGCUACAUUCCUGAAAACUACAUUUCCCUCCUCCCUCAUCCGUGGUUUGCAGGAGCAGUUUCAAGACUUGAGGCUGAACAGCAUCUGCGCUGGCAAGAAACUGGAGUGUUCCUGGUGAGGGAGAGCGAGUCGGCCCCUGGAGAGUUUUCUCUUUCUGUUAGCUAUGGUGACAGGGUGGAGCAUUUCAGAGUCCUGGAGGGAGGUGGUCAGUACUCCAUCUGGGACAAGUCAUUUUGCUCUUUGAACCGGUUGGUGGAUUUCUACAGAACACACAGUAUUGCUGUGGAGAAAAUAGUCUGCCUCAGAGAUCCUCCCUCAUCCCCUCAUCUGCAGUCGCAUCCUGGACGUAAUCCCUAUCCCAACCCUUAUAAAAGCAAGAGUCAGGAGUCAAUCCCCGCAGCCCGACUCAAUUCUCACCUCUCUCACCCGGACCGAGAGACCUCCCCACGUUUACUGAAAACAGUUUUGGAGAAACCUCGUCUGGCUCAUGCCCUCUGCGACUACACUCCCCCUCAAACCGCUCACCUCCACUUCCUGCGUGGUGACAUCAUUGACCUGCUGGACUGUUCAAGCUCCCUGACCUGGCGUGGCCGCUGUCGAGGCCGAGUUGGCAUCUUCCCAGCAGAAUACGUUCAACCACUGCACCAUUAACACCAUAUCAGGCAUUCAGCACUGUGGCUCUAUCGCUGAAACGUGACAGUAAAACUGCAGUGACUUACUUUACUCAUCCUGAAAUCUGACAAUGGUUUCAUUUUUGUUUUAAGACCCUUUUCCAACUAGCUUUUUAUGUAAUAUAUUUACUUGAAAAUUACAUAAUUUAUAUGGACACAAGACACAAUAGUGAAGAGGCAAUUAGAGCCAAAUGCGAGUGGAUAUCCUACAUCCUUGAUUUGGGGGGGCCUCUAAAUCCAAACACCUGGGGCUUAUUUUGACAUCAUCAUUAUAUAAACUAAAUACUAAACUUCUGUAACAUAUUCAUCGUCCUUGUCCAAAUCAUGCAAAUCCAUAAGUUUUGUAUAGUCAGAGUUUGCUAAUGUGCCCGUAGUAGAAUCCUCCAGUAACAGGUGCGAUGCAUCAGGUGUGAGGAAUUACGACAACCUGAAGAUAUUUUCCUACAUGAGUUUGAGGUUAAAGAGCAAGUAUAUUCUGCCUUUCAGCAAAGUUUGAUUAAUGGGGUCAUGUUGUCAGAUCAUGUAGCUAAAGUCAAUUUGGUUUAUUUCAUAUGUGAUUUUUUUUUUUUUUUAGUUAUAGUUACUGGAAAACCGCUGGAUAAAAUAAUGUCACAAAAUUACAAUAAAUCUCAAUCACACUUC
Messenger RNA from Melanotaenia boesemani (Boeseman's rainbowfish), 2427 nucleotides. Its product is annotated as GRB2-related adapter protein-like. The transcript has 5 exons. Gene Ontology annotation, molecular function: protein binding. Bases 980 to 1765 code for a protein of 261 amino acids. Lineage: Eukaryota; Metazoa; Chordata; Actinopteri; Atheriniformes; Melanotaeniidae. The record is from RefSeq and is a predicted model, not a curated record.